Messenger RNA from Brassica oleracea var. oleracea, 456 nucleotides. Its product is annotated as UDP-sugar transporter UST74c-like. Lineage: Eukaryota; Viridiplantae; Streptophyta; Magnoliopsida; Brassicales; Brassicaceae. Gene Ontology annotation, cellular component: Golgi apparatus. Gene Ontology annotation, molecular function: GDP-fucose transmembrane transporter activity; antiporter activity. The record is from RefSeq and is a predicted model, not a curated record.
AUGAUGCAAAAGUUUUUAGUAUCGGUGCCCCCGACUACAAAUGUGCCUAGAUCCGCCACUGUGUACACCACACUUAGGCGAGUUAUAUGCGGACCUAUAUCGAUGGUUCGGACGUAUAUGUGCGGUGACUUGGAGAAGACUAUUAACUUUCCUCACCUCUUUUCUCAUGGCUUCAUGGUUGUGUUGCUCUGCUCGUGCGUGUUAGCUUUCCUUUUAAACUACAUCAUUUUUCUUAACACCACUCUCAACUCGGCUCUCACGCAGACAAUUUGUGGCAAUAUGAAGGACCUAUUCACGGUUGGAUUAGGCUGGAUGAUCUAUGGUGGACUCCCAUUCGACCUGAUGAAUGUGAUUGGACAGCUUCUUGGUUUCUUCGGCUCUGGUUUAUAUGCAUAUUACAAGAUCAUUGGGAGGUAGCUAGAGAAGGGUGACUAUAAGCCGAGGCCCCAUUUUUUG